Molecule: messenger RNA, 1101 nt
Organism: Poecile atricapillus (Black-capped chickadee)
Lineage: Eukaryota; Metazoa; Chordata; Aves; Passeriformes; Paridae
Gene: NEUROD1
Product: neuronal differentiation 1
Exons: 1
Coding region: 1-1101 (366 amino acids)
Biological process (GO): regulation of DNA-templated transcription; nervous system development
Molecular function (GO): protein dimerization activity
Source: RefSeq, a predicted model, not a curated record
AUGCAGAGGCUCACCAUGACCAAGUCGUACAGCGAGAGCGGGCUGAUGGGCGAGCCCCAGCCGCAGGGCCCCCCGAGCUGGACGGACGAGUGCCUCAGCUCCCAGGACGAGGAGCACGAGGUGGACAAGAAGGAGGAGGACCUGGAGGGUCUGCACGCCGAGGCCGAGGAGGACUCGCUGCGGAACGGAGAGGAGGAAGACGAGGAGGACGACUUGGACGAAGAGGAGGAGGAAGAGGAGGAGGAGGAAGACGACGACCAGAAGCCCAAGAGGCGGGGCCCCAAGAAGAAGAAGAUGACCAAGGCGCGCAUGGAGCGGUUCAAGCUGCGGCGCAUGAAGGCCAACGCUCGGGAGCGCAACCGCAUGCACGGGCUGAACGCGGCCCUGGACAACCUGCGCAAGGUGGUGCCCUGCUACUCCAAGACGCAGAAGCUCUCCAAGAUCGAGACCCUGCGCCUGGCCAAGAACUACAUCUGGGCGCUCUCCGAGAUCCUCCGCUCGGGCAAGAGCCCGGACCUGGUGUCCUUCGUGCAGACUCUCUGCAAGGGCCUGUCGCAGCCCACCACCAACUUGGUGGCCGGCUGCCUGCAGCUCAACCCGCGGACUUUCCUCCCCGAGCAGAGCCAGGAGGUGCCGCCGCACGUGGCGGCGGCGGCGGCGGGCGCGCCCUUCCCGGCGCAUCCCUACCCCUACCAGUCGCCGGGCUUGCCCAGCCCGCCCUACGGCACCAUGGACAGCUCCCACCUCUUCCACCUCAAGCCGCCGCACGCCUACGGCGCCGCACUGGAGCCCUUCUUCGAGAGCGGGCUGGCGGAGGGCGCCAGCCCCGCCUUCGACGGGCCGCUCAGCCCGCCCCUCAGUGUGAACGGCAACUUCUCCUUCAAGCACGAGCCGGCCGCCGACUUCGACAAGAGCUACGCCUUCUCCAUGCACUACCCCGCCGCCGCCGCCGCGCUGGCCGCCGCGCCCGCCCACGCCGCCAUCUUCCCGCCCGCCGCCUCCCGCUGCGAGAUCCCGGUGGACGGGCUGGCGCCCUACGAGGGCCACCCGCACCACGAGCGCGUCCUCAGCGCCCAGCUCAACGCCAUCUUCCACGACUGA